UUACACACUCUCUCUCUCUCUCUCUAUCUCUCUCUCUAUCUCUUCUAAUUCACCAAGAUGGGUUCUGCUACAAUCUGCCAAUUCUUCAUGAUAUUGGCUCUCUUGGCCACUUCAUGCAUGGCACAAGCUCCCACCGCCACCCCAACGGUCUCACCCACUGCAAGCCCUACGCCAGUGGUUGCACCACCAACUCCCUCCCCUACCCCGGUCCUGGCUCCGGCACCAGCUCCUGCUGCUCCAACUCCAACUCCAUCACUAUCUCCCAUCUCCGGACCUUCUCCAGCGCCUUCAUCGCUUGCACCAAGUGCCCUUUCACCUGGUCCUUCUGCCGGUCCUGCACCAGCACCGGGACCCGGAGGACCUGCCGCAGAUCUUCCAAGUGGCACUUUUGUAGAUGGGUACGUCAACAGAGCUAUCAUUGCUGGGACUGCAGUCGUGGGAUCAUUCCUUGCAGUUACAUUGAUGUGAAGAUGAUAUGGUGAAGGUCUUUGUUACUGAUGAGAUAUAUUCUAAUUUCUUCUUCGGUUGUUGUAAUUUUAUCUUGACAUCGUGAUUGUUUAAUUUUCCAAUUUUUUUGGGGUUAUUUUACUGUAUUUUUACAUUAAAUUUGAGAGAUUUAUUGGCACAGAAUCUUGAUUAUUUGUAUGAUAUCAUGAAAAUGAAUAAAUGAGGUCCUAUUCUUUUU
Molecule: messenger RNA, 685 nt
Organism: Cynara cardunculus var. scolymus (artichoke)
Lineage: Eukaryota; Viridiplantae; Streptophyta; Magnoliopsida; Asterales; Asteraceae
Product: classical arabinogalactan protein 2-like
Exons: 1
Coding region: 58-468 (136 amino acids)
Source: RefSeq, a predicted model, not a curated record